This is a messenger RNA of Triticum urartu, 978 nucleotides long. NCBI's taxonomy places the organism in Eukaryota, Viridiplantae, Streptophyta, Magnoliopsida, Poales, Poaceae. The record is from RefSeq and is a predicted model, not a curated record.
AGCAGGCUUCUAUUGCUACGCAACAAUAGAGCAGGCGCGCCGCCCACAAAAUGUUUGAAUGAUCGGGUAAAGAGCGAGCUUCUUAUAUGGGAUCCGACGCAUCCAGCAGAGCGAAGCAGCGUUCCAUUCUUUUCGGCGGCAUCCUUCCGCAUUGGCGGCGAGUGGAGUGCCACAAUCCCAUUCAUCAUUUUUGAUCUACAUAACCUAAAGCCCAUAGCACUGGCGACAUCUCCGGCAUAAAUGCAAGGAGGAUGUAUAUCUGAUAUAGGAUCUUGUGGAACUGGAUUUGAUUCUGCAAGCGGUUCGGUACGAACGAAGAAAUUUCGAACAAAAGGAUCGGAACUCGCUGAUAGGAAAGGAGAGAAAAACAAAGCAAUGCCAAGAGCUUCGUCAAUCUGUUGUUCAUCGAUAGACGAAGCUCUCUCUUUUUCAUCUCGUGCCAGAUGUAACAAAAGAUUAGUCCUUUUUCCUUCUCGCGAACCACGAGAGCGCCCAGCGCCCAGAAGAGCAAAGCUCAUUUUGAAAACAGGGUCAAGCGGCGCAUUAAAAAGGGCUGGCCCGUUAAAAGGACGCUUACUUUGCAAACGAAGUUCAGAAUCAACAAGGGUUCUCCGAACGAAGGGAGUGUACAACUGGGGCGCAGCCCGACUUUUUUGUUGGAGAGAUAGAAUGGAGUUCUUCACGAAGUUCGAGACAAAGGAAAAAAUAAAAGUUUCUCUAUAGCCUCUUCGUUUUGAGACAUUAUGGCUUUGGGGUCAACCCCGGUAACAAAAAAGGAAUCCAUAAAAACUUGGGAUCCAACACCAUGAUAAAAUACUACCCUCAUGAUUAGACCAUGUCCCUGAGAUUUGAUAAAAAAAAGGUGCAUUAGCGGUUAAUACGUUGUAAUUAGAUAAGUUAUUUGGAAUAUGACGGAACGAAAGACCAAGGAAAGGAAGAAGAAUGCACCAAAAUGCAAGUGUUGCACCAAACGCUGGU